CCGUAGAAGCAGUAGUAAGUCCUGGGACAGUAGUCUAACUAGCUUAGACGGAGUUGUGAUGGUUUUAAAUCUUUGGCCAUGUCUGAAAUGCUGCUGAAAGACAUGGAUGAGAUUUCUCUCGGGCCUGUUAAAAUGGACGAGCAGAAGGAAAAUGGACGGAGUUUUCUCCUGGUGGACGAAAACGAAAGCUUGCAGGUAAAGAAUGAAGCUCAUUUUCUGCAGAAGCUGGGCUGCAGUGGCGCUCAGGGAGUCAAAGUGGUUUCCAUCUUCGGCAACACAGGUGAUGGCAAGUCCCACACUCUCAACCAUGUGCUUUUUGACCGCGAGGAGGUUUUUGCCACAUCUCCCUCUCCAUCCUCCUGCACUGUGGGCGUAUGGGCUGCUUAUGACCCGCAGCUGAACCUGAUUGUGCUGGACACUGAGGGCCUGCUCGGGGCCGCCACUCAACAGAACCGCCGCAUGCGUCUGCUGCUCAAGGUCUUGGCCGUAUCAGACGUGGUCAUUUACCGCACACGGGCCGAGAGGCUGCACAACGACAUGUUUCAGUUCCUUGGCAGCGCGUCCGCCGCUUACCUGAAGCACUUCACACCUGAGCUCCGUGCCCUAUCGAGCCGAUGUGGGCUAGACGUGCCUCUCUCCAGCCUCGGACCCGCCGUCGUUGUUUUCCAGGAGACGUCCCGCACUCAGCUGUUGGGCCAGGACGGCUCAGGCCUCGGGCAGGCAGACACGCAGCUGCAGAAGCGCUUUCAUGACCUGGGCCAGAGCACAGACGCCUUCAGCUCGGUUCAGUAUGUGGGCACACAGACCAUCACUCCUCCCACAGACUACUCACAGCUACAGCACACUGUCCAGCAGCAAGUCAACAACACAUCCCAGAGAGCCCCGCGCCAGCCCGCCAUUGUGUUCAGUGCACUGCAGGCCCUGAGCGACAGGUUCUGCGGAGAGAUCUCAGAUGACAAAUUCAGCAUAUGCUCCUUCUUUCCUGAUGAAUAUUUCACUUGCCCAUCAGUCUGUCUCAGCUGCAAUGUUCGGUGUAAGAAUGGCAUGAACCACCGGAAAGAUGGGGUCCCUCACAUGGCUGAUGGAUUAUGCCAAUAUGCCCACCAGUACAACAAUAAAGUCCUCAUCUGUAAGAAGUGCUAUGAAAGCGGAAGGGAAGUGAUUGUCAUCCCCAAAACAUCUGCCUCCACAGACAACCCGUGGUUUGGUCUGGCCAAGUAUGCUUGGUCCGGGUACGUUUUAGAGUGUGCAAGCUGUGGGAUCAUCUACCGCAGCAGACAGUACUGGAUGGGCAACCAAGACCCGGAGAGCAGUGUGGUACGGCCAGAGGUCAAGCACGUCUGGCAGGGGACUGAUGCCUUCCAGACUGACCAUCAGAAUGCAGCUCAGCGGGUUUUGGAUGGAAUGAACUACAUUAUUCAGUCGGUGACAGAAUACAGUUCAGGCCCGACUAAAGCCGUUGCCGCGUGGCUCACAGACCAGGUGGCUCCACCUUACUGGAAACCCAAUGCUGAAAUCAGUGAGUGUCACGGCUGUAAGCGUGUGUUUGAGGAGGUGGAGAGGAAGCAUCACUGUCGAGCCUGUGGUCAGGGUUUCUGUCAGGCCUGCUCUACUCACAGUAUGCCGGUGCCUGAGAGAGGAUGGGGCGGCACCCCCGUACGAGUGUGUGAUGCCUGUUACCGGCAGGGAGGACCACAACACGGUGGACAGGUGUCCAGUACUGAGCCCCGGACACUAGUGGCCCGCAGAGUGACAGAAGUGGCCCAGUCCACUCUUGACAUGGUGUCCACCGCAGUCGACUACCCGCUCUGCUUCAUAAAGGGAGUUGCGAGACCAGACUAUUGGGUCCCAGACCAUGAGAUCACCCAGUGCCACUGCUGUGCUAAAGUUUUCACCCCCAGCAUGUCUAAACACCACUGCCGGGCAUGUGGAGAAGGUGUGUGUGGAAACUGCUCCAGUAAGACCAGAGCUGUGCCAUCCCGUGGCUGGGACCAUCCAGUGCGAGUGUGUGACACCUGCGCUGAAAUCCGGGACUCAUUGUGACCCUCCAGCUCCCGUCCCGGAGCUCACAUCCACGUUAUAGGCCAUUUACAAGCCUUACACGAGGCUGGAGGAAGAUGAAACUCACUGCAGAACACAGACAAACACUCAGGCUGAGAGGGAUGAUCUCUGAAUCAAGAGAAAAACUAAUAAUUAUAUGUUGCAUAAUGACAAUAAUUUGUAGAGUUAUUGAGAUUCAUAAUUAAGCACAUUUUAUACAUCCCAAAAUCUAGUUCACUAUACUUGACUUUCCACAUACACAGCUAUGGAAAAAGUCUGUUUCUCUGGGUUAACAGUUUAUAGUUAUGUGCAGGGUGCGAAUUACAGGGGGUUUGGUUAGGUUGGGGAUUGACCCCCCCAAUUAAUGCUUGAUCCCCCCCCGAAGGCCAUCAAAACAACAUGUAUGGGGGGGUCAGUCCUUUAAAUAGUGAGAAAUAGUUUUCUCUGAUCUGUAUCUUAAAUAAUAUUUAUAAUUAAAGCAAUAGAUAAUAUAAACAUGCAUAUGACCACCCCUAUAAUGGUUCAUACCAUUAGGAACACAAAAUCAGUCUAUGCGAGAGAAAAAAAUCAUUGAAAAGUCGGAAACUGGCAGAUCUACAGCACCGAUAGACACCGUAAGUGUUCAAAAGACUCUUUUCUUGUAAGAUAGCUGUUUGUUUCUACAUACAGCCUAAAAGUAAAGUAGAAUUGCUGCAGAGUUUGUAUAGUUUGACCUACAGUAACCUCUGAAAAUAGCAAAUCGGAGUAUACUGUAGAUCAGAACACACUAAAAAUCUCUCAAAACACUGAAACUGAAGCAUGUUUUACACCGGGUCACCAAUAUAUAAUUCGCACCCUGGUUAUGUGUUUGAGUAAAGGGUUUAACUUAUACUGAUGAGAUUUCUUAUUAAUUGCUAAUUCACAACAAAAUGGUUUUAAUUAAAACAUUUUUGUAAACAUCUUUAUAUUCAUUUUAGACAACACAGUACAAACAUUUUAACUUCAGAAGAGCUCAGAAAUCAAAAUGUGGUGGUUUUUAUGUUUCAACAACAACAAAAAACAUUGUUUUUCUGGCAAAAUAGUUUUUUCCUUUUCCUUUUUUUCAGUAUUCUUAUUCCAAAUGUGGAAAUUUGUUAUCAGACAUUUAUAGAAUAAAACACAUAUA
Danio aesculapii is the source of this 3184-nucleotide messenger RNA. Its product is annotated as zinc finger FYVE domain-containing protein 1. The transcript has 11 exons. The coding region runs from base 79 to 2043 and encodes 654 amino acids. NCBI's taxonomy places the organism in Eukaryota, Metazoa, Chordata, Actinopteri, Cypriniformes, Danionidae. The record is from RefSeq and is a predicted model, not a curated record. Gene Ontology annotation, molecular function: GTPase activity; GTP binding; metal ion binding.